GUUUAAGGAUUUUGAUUUCUUUGGUGAUGUGAUGGAGACGGUGGAGGCGCGACGUAGGUGGUGUGGAGUGGCAGGAAAGAGGACCCUUAAGUAUGCAACUGCCCGUGGGACCCCGGGGAGGCUCGAUAUACGCGCGGUGAUUACCUUACAGACAAGUUUCCUGGCUAUCGCGACUGGCACCCCAAGGCGUCUUUUAUCCAGCCUUCCGUGCCUCACUUGCCCUCUUUCUCUCCAGCACGCGCACUUCGUUAGACAACCCCAUCUUCCAUCUCAUUACUAGCAUCCAUAUCCAGUCACGAUGGCGGUAAUAUGGGGUCUCGACCUGAAGGAGAUGCAAUGGGGCAAGUUCAAGUCCGGCUACAUGUGGAACAACACGUACCACAAUCGUCGGACAAAGUUCAUCAUCUACCAACUCGCCAUGAUUCUCUGCGUUGUCAGUGAGAGUCUGGGAACGGCUGCGCUAUCUGACUACGUCGACCAGCAAAAGUUCGUCUCGAAACUCGACCGUAACGUCAUGAUCCACAACAAUAACUUCGUCGGCAUCGCAUCCUACAACAUCUUCGUCGGUAUCUUCGUUGCCACCAUCUUCGGUGCGGCUUUCUUCUUUGAUCUUUUCUGGCCUGAGCGACAAGAGUCGAGAGGCGUCAAGAUCGCGUGGAAAGUUUGCUCUGUCUUCGCUUGCAUGCUUACGCUCUCCGAUGCUCUUGCAUACACGUACAUCACCGCGAGCAAGAGUGCGCACCUCACCGGCACGGAUUUUGAGCGUGGACAGGGCCUGUUGUCGCAGUUCAAGAAGGCCGGUGAAACUCCGCUUGCUUACAACAAGAAUGGGCGGGCGAUUGCUAGUGUUGUGUUCCUGUGGCCGGGCAUGAUCUUCACUUUCGUCAGCACAUAUCUUCUCUGGCACUCGUUGAAACAUAUCGAAGACCACGGAUUCUUCUCCACACACGUCCGCGAUGAAAAGAUCGCCGCGGGCGUUGAUGGCGCAGAGCCCGAACCAAGAGGCAAUGCCGUAUAGAAUUGGCUCAUGAAAACCAUCACAUUCGAUUCCAGUCCCGGUCCCUCUCGUCCCGGUCCCUCGACUCCUCAUCAGGAUCAUGAAUUGC
Messenger RNA from Alternaria rosae, 1106 nucleotides. RefSeq lists its product as uncharacterized. The transcript is spliced from 3 exons. Bases 299 to 1018 code for a protein of 239 amino acids. Lineage: Eukaryota; Fungi; Ascomycota; Dothideomycetes; Pleosporales; Pleosporaceae. The record is from RefSeq and is a predicted model, not a curated record.